CCCAGUUUCGCUACGUAAAAACAACGAAACAUACUGUUAAUAAAAUAGUAAUAAUAUCGUCUUUUGCGAUCGUGUCCCGGCAGUCCGUCGUCGACGAUUCGUGUGGUCCCGGCGCAGCAGUAAGCGAGUGCGGCCCCGAAAACACGCGCGUUUCUCGUGCUUUACGGAAAUAAAUGAUCGGUUUCAUUUCGGUAAGUAUAUAAUAUACUAUGCUAGUAAUAAUAUAACGCACGCAGUACAAUAGUGCGGUACAGAGCCCGAGUGCUUACAGAUUUUCGGAAUCUGCAGGGAAACCAACCGGGGAUUAAUAAUAAUGUUGCCGAGAAAAAAAAAAAAACCGAGACCACGUAAAAAUCCGUAAAUAAUCCGUUGUUUUACGUUUCGAAUUAUUUUGUAAAGUAUACCGAAUCGCCGUGUCUAAAUACCGUAUACGUAAUUAUACACUGUACGAGUUAUCCGUAAUGCAUAUUAAACAAUUCGCUUAAAUCAGCCUCUGAUCGUAUAACAUCGUCUAUAUUUUAUAUGUGUACUAAAAAUAUAAUACUCCGAACGAUUACAAAAUUUAUUAAAUACUAUAGUCAAGUUUGUUGGACGAUCGCGGCGGCUGUGACUUGUGGAUGUCCGAAUUUCGUUUCAUAACGGCAGAUGAUUGCUAUGUCAUCAUCGCGGGUUUUUUUUUUUUUUUAACCUAUUCUUUACAAUAUGAACAAUAAAAUACAGCAACGGGUUUCGAAUAGAGAUAUAAAUAUUGUUAAAUGUAAUCAAUAUAUUUUUAUUAAUUUUAUAAAUUCAAAAAUAUUUCAGGAAUACUGCUGAAAUAUUACUAUACUACUUUUUUUUUUUUUAUAUUUUUUUAUAUUAAGACAUUAUUAUUUAAAUUAAAUGUUUUCGGGUAAUUUUGUGCACGGUUUUUUUUUUUUUUUUAGAGUGAGAAAAUACAUCAAACUCCAUGUUAUUAUUUAUUAUAUACACCUAAGCAGUGGCGGCGUAAACUCACAUCAUGAGUGAAUCUUACGAAAUUAUUUGACUAAACUGUAUAUACCUAUAAAUGAUUCAACGCCAGCCCAUUUUAUGUAAAAAGUAAUAUGUAUAAUGUAUAUAUUAUAAUAUAACUUUGUUAUUAUUAAAUAAAUUACCUUUUUCAAAAACAAUUAAGUUUAAGCCAACUGAUUCUACUUCAAGUAGUAAGUAAAAAGAAGAAAGUUAUCUAAUGUCCACCCAGUUAAUCAAACCCACCUAUUAAAAAACCUAUAUGGUUCUCCAAGCCUACAGAACUACCAUCGCGACGCCACUGUCCCUAGAUAUUAUGUAUUUGAUAAAUAAAUUAUUAUAUCGAAUUUAUUAGCUUUAUCUUGUUACGCGAAUAGCAUUACUCGUAUAUUAUAUGGGCAGUGACAGAUGGAGAUUUAUGAACAAGGUAACUGAUGGAGAAAAAGACGAAAGAAAAAAAAGUAGAAUAUUAUUAUAAGAUGCUUUAUAACAAUAUAAUAAUUUAGGCAUAUAAGUGCUGUCGUGUUUUUCGGACGUUCGGAUAAUUUAAAACACUAGAUUUUAUUUUUUCGAGGUGCUUUGCCAACUUUAUAUAAUUUUCAAAAUUGAUGAUUAUGAAAAUUAUAAAAAAAUUACUUCGUAUCAAGUGCAUCAGUACUAAAAUUACGAUACCUUAUUCAUUUUCAUUAUUAAAAAGGUUAGUUUUACAAAGCUUUACAAUAAUUAGUAUUUAACAUGCAGGGACGGAGUGGGUGGUCUGGAAAUGAGAAUUUUCCAAAUGGUCUGGAUUGUGUUAAGGCUUGGAGGUCUGAUAUUUCUGUAUAAUACUUUACUUGCUUAUAUUAUGUAAAAAUUUAGUAAAAAUUAAUUUCCCAACCAAAACACGUGUUGUUUCUGCUGUGAUUUUAUUCCAUUCCUUUUCUAGAACGUUUUUAGAGUUUCCUUACUUGAAAUAUUGUGAUCUCGAAUUUUUCUAUCCAAAUUCUCAAUAGGAUUAAUGUCUGGAGACUGUAGUGGCGUCACGAGAUAUUCAAUUACAUUUUUCGACAACCAAGCCUUAAUUUUUUUUGCAGUAUGCUUGGGAUCAUUAUCCUGUGUAAAUAUGAAAUCAUCUUUGAUGCCCUUUUUUUCAGCACUGGCUACAAGAUUUAUCUUCAAAAUAUUUAAAUAAAUAUCUUGGUAUAUAAUUCCAUUAAUAAAGUGCAAGUUUUCAACACACUGAGCACUCAUACAUCCCCAAACCAUUACAGAAUCACCUCCGUAUUUCACUGUAGGCUGUAAAUUCUUUGGUACCAUUUCUGUAUUCGCUUUUCUCCAUCAGAGCCAAAAAUAUUAAAUUUACUUUCGUCUUUAAAUAUAACUUUGUUCCAAAAGUUAUCAGAGUGAUGUAAGUUGUUUCUGACAAAAGCAAAUCUCUUUUGUCUAUUUUUUUUUUAUUUACAAAAUAUUUUCGACGAGCUUCCUGUCCAUGGUAAUCACUAUUUUUUAAAAAAUUUCAAAUUGUACUUACACAAACACGCACUCUAGAAAAAUUCUUAAUAUCUUGUGCUAUUUUAGGAGCGCUUAUUUUUGGAUCCAACUUGACUUUUCGUAUAACUAUACGUUUAUCAUUGUCAGAUAGUUUUUUUGGACGACUAAAUCGCUGCUUAUUUUCUUGACUUUUCCGCCCACUGUAUCGAUCUAUCACGUCUUUCACAGUGAUAUGAGCUCUGUUGACAAUUUUUAAUAUUUGACGUAAUGAUUGGCAUUGAUUAUGUACAUUUAAAAUUACCGCGUAAUGCGGUACCCAAUUUUAACAAUAAUUAUAUGUCCGUACGUUUUUUGGCAUUUAUUAACAAAACGGUAUCAAAUAAACUAAAUGUUUUUAUUUUCGAUUUGUCUAAUACUCCGCACGCUAAUAAUGUUGUUCUAAAAUGCAUCUUACUCGGGUCACAUGUGACGUACCUAUACGUACCUAUACUAUAUACCUACCUAAAUAUAAUUUAUUUAAUUGAUUAUUAUACUAUUAAGUUGAAACGAUUAAACUGCACUGAAACCAGAAUCGCCCAUAGUUAAAUAAUAAUAAUAAUAAUAAUAAUAAAAAAUUAGCAUAUUAUUCUAGAAUUCUUAAAACGAUUAGGUGCAUACAUUAUAUUAUGGGCCAGGCCCCGGUGGCGAAAAGUAUAAUAUUAUGCACUUUAAAAUGUAUACCGUGUAUAAUAUUAUGUAUUCUAGUAUGUAUUGGUUUAUAAAUUGAUGUUAUAACCCGUUCGUCGUAUCCUAUAGAAUAUAAUAACUUGUAUCCUUGAAUGUAAUCAAUAGUUCCCGAAGUUUUUAAUGGCGCGUUUACGCUUCAUUCGACUGUAGAUCGGGGUAAUAUUAUUAUCAUUAAAAUAAAAUAAUAAUAAUAUGAUUGAUGAUAAUAAUAUGUAUUUUUGAGCUACGGUGUUCACGUUAUAAUAUACGAACAACGAACUCGCGGUUAAUGUAGAAAAUAGAUUUCGGAAUAAUGUUUACGAAAUAAUUAAUUAUUUUGCGAUUCAGUCGAAUUUAUCCGUUUGGGACGAUUCCCAGCAGUCGUAUACUAAGAGUUUGGCGAGAUAUUAAAAAAAAAAAAAAUUAUCACUAAUUCACUUCAUACACUAUAUAAUAUCAAAGAUACAUAAACUAUUCAAGAUACUAUCGAUUUGUUUGAUUUUCAUGUUUCAACAUCAACGUGGUGAAUAUUUUACUAUAGCAACCUACGAUUUUUAAGAAUAAAUGCACUAAAGAAAAUAAAACAACAAUUACUAAUGAAUAUAAUAAAUAUAAGUAAACGUUUUUUAUUUAAUAUUAAUAACAAUUAAUGUACAUAAUGUUUAGAUGUUUAUUAAAUGAAAUUUAAACUUUAGUCAUUUUAUUGAUCAAUUCUGGAUUAGCCGUUUAGGCGCCUUUUAAAAAAAAAAAUCUUUCAAAUAAUUUAUUGUACAUCACGUUUGUACCUUUUUAAAUUUUUUAUUCGACCAAAAAAUAUUUAUCAUAUUCUUUAGCACAAAAAGAUAAAUGAUGCUGUAAUAAAAAGUAUCUUGAUACAAAAGAAAAUUGUAUCUAUAAUUAUAUACUGUUCAACCCUGCAUAUACUGUGGUGACAAUAAUACUAAAAAUUGCAAACAGCCAGUCCAUGAUUUGUUUUUCGAAUAAUCCACCCUUAACACAAGACCGCUAUAACUCAAAAUUUGGCACUUCUGACCGAUUUGUAUCAGUAGAAUUGCAAUAAUUUUUUUUUAAAAAAUGAUAAACUGCCAUAACAAUAGCGUAGCAAGGAGGGUGGGGUGUUUAAACAAGUAUAUGUUAUGUGUGUUUUUGUUAUAUUCACACAGUACAUUUACAAAGUUACAUUUAACACAAAAUGAAAAUACUCCUUAAAAAAACCCUGGCUACGCCACUGCACCAUAAUCUAUUAAAAUAUUAUUCUUGGUGUCAGUAUGGGAUUUUUUUUUCACUUUAAUGAAAACAAGACUGCUAAAUUAUAAAAUAUCGAUGUAUUGCUUUGUGAUAAAUUGUAUUUCAAUAAUAUCCUGAAAAGUUUAAACUACCGUAAUUGUAUUGAUGGUGGUUUAUAAUUAUUUUUUUUAGAAAAUACCGGUGUUAGUUGAGACGAAAUUUAAGAUUAUUGUUUUUAUGUUCAUGAUUGUUUUUAUUGUUAUGGCUAUCAUUUUUUUUUACAAGUGUACCUAAUAGAAUACUGGCUACUAUUCAAAAUCAAAAUAUGGUAGUAUUUCACUAGAAUUUAAAAACUGUUUUAUAAUUAUAAAUUCUCAGAAACGGAAGAUAUCUUAACAUUAUGUUAUGUAUAAUUUGAAUAAGGUAUGUAAAACGCAAAAAAAAAACAACGUGUGAGUUUCAUUGAUAAAACUAAAAAAUCGACAUCCUGGUUGGUGUUUAAAAUUCAAAGUCUUGCUCCGAGAGCGCGUUAUUAUUGCAGAGCCUAUAGGCGCUGGAUGGAUGUGCGUGCGUGUGUAUUUAUUUUUUAUUGUUCGAAAUUGGCCGGCGGUAUAUGAAAAUUACUUGGUAUAUUUGUGCGCAUCGUAUGUAUAUGCGUGCGUGUAUCUGUAAAUAUUAUAUAAACCUGAAAAAUAGAUUAAAAUCUGUUAAUUUCGACGGCUACAUUAGCGAAAAAAAAAAACCUCGAGGUAAAUCGGCGGUCUCUGCGGCGACGGCUGUCGCGUAUAAUGGGUGCGUAUCGAUCGUAUGUAUAGGUGGUCAGUUUAUGAAAGGGUCACGAAGGGGGUACACACCUACCUGGUGUAGAUAUUGUGUAGCCCCCCAGAGGCGGCGGUGGCGGUGUAGGAGACGGUGGCGGCGGCGGCGGUGGACGGUGGUCAGCAGUGCGGAGGUCGAUGUCCAUUCAAACGGACCAGCGGCGGCCAUUUGCCACUGAAUAUUACAUAAGAAGCGAAAUAAAAAAAACAGCACGCAUUAGUAGUCUAAACCGCGGUUAGGGUUUGUACAGCGCCUACCCACACCUACCUUUAUAAUAACGGUUCGAGCACACGGCGAAAUUCGACCGUCGCAAACGUUUUAUUUGCAUUUUUCUUUUCUCUACGUAAUACGUACAUAUUAUAGGUUCCUGCCAACGAAAUAAAAUUAUUUUUCAAACACGCUUGAUACGUCAUCGCAGUGACGUCAGAGGUUAUACCACUUCUACCCCCACCCCUGCUUGGAAAUAUAGUAGCCGUUAUGCGAAUGUAUUCGAUAAUUGUAUCGUGAAAUCAUUGUUACAUAUCAGUCAAGUUGCAAGGGGAAGAAAAAAAAGAUUUAUAUUUAUUAUUGAAUAAAAAUUCGUUUUUUUUUUUUUGAUCCGGCUUGCUAAGUUCUCAUUGUCGAAUUACCAUUUAUAGUUAGGCGUGCAAAAGGAAGAUUCUACGAUUUAUUCACGAAUCACGGUUAUUAUUCACAUUCACUAUACGUCCCCUCCUAUUGAAUAUUCUUAGGCACGCCACUGGGCUCACGCAGUUACAUUUCAUAUUGAUGAUUUUAAUAAUUAUAUAUUUUUACAUUCAUAUGGCCUGCAUUUUCGUAUAGACUGCGUGAGUAUUCAAAAUCGUGUAAACUUUAAGAAGACAUUAUAUCGUCUGUAUUUUCGCAUUAUUUUCAUCCGUGAUAGACGGAUAGAACAUUCCAUGAAAUACUGCAAUCAAAUAUAAUAUCGUGUUUAAAAAAAAAAAAAAAAACGACUUAAACACUAAUUAAUUUUUAACAUACUAAAUUACUAAAUUAUUUUGUACGAACUAUACAUAGUCAAUGUAAUAUAAUUGGCCCUUAAUACAAUAUAAUAAAUUUAGAGUUUUAGGUAGGUACACAUCAUAACUUUUUGAUUGUUAUCUAUCUAAAUAAUUACACUUUUUAUUCGCAGUAUCAUCGCAGUCCACCGAAGUUUGAAUAUUUGUCUAUUCUGCACGAAUAAAUUUAAAAAAUCAAUACAAUACCUGUGAAUUCAUUUUAAUAGGAUACUAUUAUUUGUGAUGAGUUUCAGACAAUUUUUUUUAACAUUAUUCUAUGAGUUCUAUAACGUUCUAUGAGUUACCGAAACACAAUUUAAUUUGUAUUAGUAAUCAUUUGAAAGUUAUACGUUUUAAACAGUAUACUGUUUAAAAUGUAAUAUAAUAUACAUUUUAUUUCAUAGGUACGAAUAUUGCAAUAUAGCAUAGAUUAUACAAAACAUUGUGUGAUCUGUAAUAGUAUAAUAUAACAUAAAAGAAGAAUUAGUAUAAUAUAACAUAUUCUUAUUUUGUAUUAAAUUAAUAGUAUUAUUAUUAUCAAUGCAUUUUGUUUAUAAUAUUAUCUAUUAAUAUAUAAAACAAUUGAAUUAGGUUAGAGAUAAUAUAUGAAAAAAUAAACUGUUUGUUAGUGUAUCUAAUAUAAGUGCAAUGUAGAUACGUACUUCGAAAACGUUAAUUUUAACGCAAUUUGCAUAAGUAAGCAUAAGUAUUUUCUGUAUUUUUAAUUAUUGAACAAUACAAAUAAAAAAAAUAAACGAUCCCAUAGCACCUACAUUUGAAAAUUAAAAUCAAAUACAAGUAGGUAUUAUAUAUUAUACCAGUGGUGGACAUCGGGGAGGACGAUUGGUUGUUCGAUCAACACCAGAUUCCACCAGUGAGGAUUUCGUCAUCGCUGUACAUUAUUACUUAUAAAUUAAUACUUAAGAAAUCGUAUCCCAAUAUCCAUGUAGAUUUGAAAUUUGAUCCCACUUCAGAACUAGGAUAUAUCCGUUACUGUACUAUUUAAGCAGAUAAGUACCCAAUCAAUAUUGAAGUCCAUAGUUUAGGUAAAAUAUUAUUAAAUUAAAUUUGUUAUUUUUGUAAAACUUCAUCUCCAAUACUAACAACGAUUAUAGGAGAGGUUAGGUUAAUAUAUCAAUAAGCUAUAUUUAAUCGCAAUAUCGCAUUUAUAAUUUUUAUUGAAUGUAAAAGUGUGAUUUAAAAUUAGUUAUAUUAAAUUGGUGUUUGGUUUGUAACAAAUGUAUGCUUUCCUUUAAAUUUUAACUUUUCAACGUCAUUUUUUCUUUAUUACUAAUUUUUUAAAUAGGCUUGUACCUAUUUUGCGCUUUACAUAUUUUAUUGUGUUAAUUUCUUACUUUUAUAAUAUAUUUGAACAAUAUGAAUAGUCUUCUUUUAACUAUGUAUAAGAAAAAAAAAACCAACAAUAAUACGAUUUUAUAAAUACACACAAGUAAAUAUCGUACAAUUACUUUAAAGUUCAGUGAAUUUUUCGUUUGAUAUUCUAUGAUUUAUUUCGAAUAAUAAAACUUUAGGUAAUUAAAAUAAAAUAAUGAUGUAUACACGGAUACAUGUUAUGUAAAUGGAUGGAUGGUUGUCUGAUGAGUGACGAUAAAAUUAUUUGUUUAAUGUUCGUGCUGGCCAACUAAUGGAUGCAUUAUUUUCUGGGGAUAGAUACCUAAACGUUAUAGAAUAUAGAUAGGUAUUAGUGUGUGUACAAGUCACACAUAAUAAUAGACAAGCUCAAGUUCAAAACGUAAAGCGAAUGUAUAAUGUAAAACGCAAUAAAAAUAAAUAUAUAUGAGUCACUGCAGCGAUGAUACACUUAAAUUUGUCGAUUUUAAUUCCUUAAAAAUUGUGCCAAAGCUGCGUAAUAAUUGUAAUAAUUCCGAAUUCGAGUGUACUCGAUUGCAGACAGGGCAGUGUUUAACGGGUGUGACGGGAGGAGGACAAAUUUUACGGUAUUUCGAAUGUGGCAAACUACGGUGAACAUAAAACCAAUAAUAACUCGAAUAACCGACAUUUAUUGGGUGGUAAAGUUCGUUUUGGCUACGAGCCGCAGUUUAGAGCUUAAUACAGCUUAACAAUAUUAUAUAACAUCGCUCGCGGGAUGACUUUUUGCAUUCGCUUAUUAUUUUCAAUCAAAUAUUAUUUUCAAACACAAAUACAGUUCGUCUUGUAAAGAAUCUAAUUCCUAAACUUUGAAUAUUUUACGCAUAAUUUCAUAUUUUAUAGUUUGUGAUUAUUUUUAGAUCAUAUUUUAGCAGUACUUAGCUUUUGAAUGCUAUAAAAGGACAUACACUAAAAUCUUAUCUUAUAUUUAUAUUGUUCUAUUUUAUGCAUGCACUGAUGCGCGAUAGCAUCAAUUCAGUCGGAUAAACUAUCGUAAAAUAGUUAUACUUAAGUUAUUAAAAACAAUCAUUAUUGAGUUGAAAAUACAAGUGUACCAUUUCAAUAAAAAAAAAAAAAAAAAAAACAUCUUAUAGAGCAUAUUUUUAGUGCGUAUUUACGCGGUUUUUUCGGCGCUAAAAGUCCCUAAGCCUAAUUGUAACGAACGUUUUUAAAUAUAAUAUUACAGUAAAACGUCCAUAUUUACGGUCACCGAAGGGACGACCGGAAAUAAUGACCGUUAUUUAUAGGCGGGCUACAGAGGCGUAGCACUUGACGGGCCCGAAAAAUAUCACCGAUACAUAGAGGUGACCGUCUUCUAGAGGUGACGGUUAACGGAAGUUUUACUCUGUGUAUGCGUCUACAGAACGUACAACCGCGCCGGGAGAUUUAAAACACCCCCCUCUAUAAUAUGAUAUUUCAAUGUAACCGCACUCGUAUGUAUGCGAAAAUAUCUCGCGCGCCCUCACCCACCUCCGCUCCCCCCGCCCCACCCGGUCGUAUAGGUACACGCGCGGCUAUAGCGCCGAGCCGAAAGAAUACAGCGGUUUUAGAUUAUCGACGAAAAACCGGGCGCCUGCGCGAAAAGCCCCUUUUCUCCGUCCCGCGGCGACACGCCUCCAUACGCCACCGCCGUCCAAUCCGUUCCGCGCGCCGGACACGGGGUCUGACGGCGGAAUAACCCCUGAAUUAUUUAUCCCCCAAGCUAACAAUUUUCAACCCGCGCCGCGCGCGCAGCAGACGCGGGCGGUUGUUUUCAUAUAAUAUGUACGCUAUGUUGUAGCCGUGCACGUAUACGCACACGUUCGGCUCGAUGACAGUUUUCCCACGCGCGCGCGCGCGCGCGUUUCGAUAUUAUUUUUCUGUCCAUCUUUGUGUUCCGAACGGGAGUGUAUGUUUUUUUUUUUUUUUUUUUCUCUGUUAAAUCGAUACUAAAAACCGCCGUCUGACUAAUCUAUUGUUUACCGCGCAGGUGAUUAUGAAAAAUGAAUAAUAUCAUUCGUUCGUGAAUCACGCGACCGAUUGUUGUACAGCAGUCGUAGACGCGGUUCGGUCGGCAUGUACAUCAGUAUAAUCAUCAUAUCAGUAUAAUACAUACAUAUCAUACAUCAGUAUAAUAUACCGGCGGUACAUGUCUGAUUAAAACACGACGGCCAAACAUUAUUCAUCGAUGCUCAAACCGUGUUAUAACCCCGAUCCGUCAUACCGCCGCGUUCAUAGGCGCGACUAAGAGUGGGGUGGGUCCUUAGCGGCCCCGAAAAACCCACCAAGUUUUUCGUACAGUAGCGGUUAAAUAUUUUAUUCGCGUGUUUCUCAUAAUUAACGAACAGAACAAACUACAGAUGAUUUCCUGCGCAGUAAAUGUGCGUAUGUGCGUACGUUUAAAUGGUUAUGAUAAAUUUGCAUUUCAAAUGAAACGGGCAGUUGCUUAUUUUAAGAGCCGUGCAAAGGGGAUUGUGGGGGCACGGUAUAGAUUAGUAAGUAAAUAACCGCCACGGGUAGUCUUUGAUGAGAUCUUCCGUAAUUUCAGCUUCCCCAGAGUUGGCGGUCUAGUCACGUCUAUGGUCGCGUCGUCUCCGCGGCAGAAUCUCUCCAGCAGCUCGGAAUUCGGUUAAUUCCAUUUUAAACGUCGUUAGGAUAGAUAACCUUUUGUUUUUCUUUUGUAUAGAUAACGAAGUAUUCCAAACAUUCCUAGUCGAACCUAUCAUUGUCUAUCUAGAAACAAUAAAACAAAAACACCCAUUUCUAUAAUAAUAGGAUAUUCCAAACGCUCCUAUCCAGAAAUGAUAAAAGAACCACACUAAAGUUUUUUUUUUCCUCCUGAACAAUUUCCCAAAAUCGACUUGCGUGAUCGCGUACCUACAUACAGAAAUCGAAGAAUAAAAUACACGUCAGUAAACAUUUUUCGUACUUAAUAAUACGCGAAUAAUAGCGAGUUCUAUGUAUCAUUAUAACAUAAUAUAUUAUAUACGCAUGAGUCAUUCAUCAUUAUAAAAUAUGAUCUAUAUAAUAUUAUUAUAUUGUACGUGUUGUUUAUUCAGGUCUUAUACUUAGCGCAUUUUGGAUAUUUAUUCGUAGUAUUGGUAUAGUUAUUUUUACUUCAAACGAAUAUGUAAUGAAUUAUACAGAUACUAUCUAUAUCUACGACCUACCAUUGUGUAUUAUAUAGUAUUAAAGCUUUGUUAAACUAAGUUAAGGUCAUUUUUUCAGUUUAUACACAUACGUGAACUGAUCGUUUUUAAUUGGGUAGGUAUAUUUCGAGGUUAUGGAUAUUGUGGAAUAAUGGUGUUUUAUAAUUCGAUUCGGUAUUGAUAUUGAGUUUGGUUAAAAUUGAAAAUCAUCGUGGACAUUGAACAAAUAUCAUUUAAAAUUAUUUACCUAUUUGUAAUCAAAAUGAAAUUAAAAAAAAAAAAAACUUACUCUUAUUAUAAUAUUAUUAUAGACAUUUGUUAUAUUUCCUAUACCUAUAAGGCUAUAAUGUAAAUGAUUUCGAAAAUAAACACACGCGUACAAUGCGACGAGUUGUGCAAUAGAGGUUGAUAAGUCCCCACAUCACAACGGUUAAAGGGCUCGUGACGCUUCCUAUUCAUAGGAAAAUGAUUUUCGAAAAGCUAAUAAUACGAGCUGAGUAUACAAUACAAUCGUUUCUCCCCUUCGGAACUACAGGCACCUUUACGACGACGCAUAAUAAUAACAAUAUGUAAACCAUUAUCGGAGUGUGUCAAGUGAUUAAUAAUCCAACAACACUCAGGUAAACGAACCCCUUUGCCUGUAUAGAAGGGGGAGAAUCGAGAAUGAACCUGCCCCGAUAUCCUGCACGCAUGUGCCCGGAAGUCGGUUGUUAAUCGGUCGGAAACGAUCUCGGGGGAACCCGAUGAUCACCCCCUAAAUAAAUACGCACCCCUGGGGAGAAAUUAACGAUUUUUUAAAUCUCCAGCGGAUCAACUAAUAUACAAUUGUAUAAAAAAAAAACCCUAAGUAAACGAGAAUGAAUACUAAGUAUUUUUCGUUUUCAGUAAAAAAUGUUGGACGUGAAGAGAUCAAUUUCGAUGCUACCAGCACCAGUAAAUUCGGAACCGGACACGGACUUGACCAGCUUGAAUUGGUUGCAUAGUUUAACAAAUAUACUUUCAGUGCCAUCUCUUCCUACGCCUCCCGAUUCUCCUAAUUCACCUGCAGUGCGUACAGCAGAUCAAAACCCCAAAAAGCUUCCGCACAAAAUCCGCUUCCAGAUGAGUGAGUGUAGUCAGAUUAUUUGACAGUUCACGAUGUAUUCAUUAUUGAUAUUUCUUCUUAGGUUUGGAAAGUGCUGAACAGUAUAAAAAAAACGGAGACACAAAACCACCAUUCUCAUACUCAACAUUGAUUUGCAUGGCUAUGAAAGCUAAAGGAAAUAAAGUCACAUUAAGUUCUAUUUAUGCUUGGAUCAGAGAAAAUUUUUUAUACUACCGAAACGCUGAUCCAAGUUGGAAGGUAUACAAUCGUUUAAAUAUUUAGACGAAAGCAAAAUAAAUGGAAUACUAUAAUGAUUUUAUUUAUUUUUAGAAUUCCAUUAGACACAAUUUGUCGUUGAACAAAUUCUUCGUAAAAGUCCCACGGUCCAAAGACGAACCGGGCAAAGGAGGAUUUUGGAAGUUUGAUGUUGAUUGUUUAGAAGGUGGUGCUCGACGUAAACGAACAAGUAAAUAUGACUUACUGAAUCACAAAAUGUUGAUACAAAUUGAAGUUAUGUUAGGGUUAGUGUUCAAUAUCCUGUCUGGGUAUUGGACACUUUUACUUUACUUAUAUCUGAAUCUUUGUAAAAGUGUUUUAUUUUUUUAAGAAGCCAAGAAGCUAUAGCAAAAUGUUUGUUAUAUUUUGCCUUAAAUUAUUUAUUUCCCUUAUAUACGUAAUUUCGAAAUAAUGUAUUACAAAUAAAAAUAUAAAUGUAUAAUCCUGUUUAUAUUUUUCGGGUAGGUUUUUUAUACUAAAAUUUAUUCAAGUUUCGAUUUAUUGAUUAAUUUUAAAAGAUUGCUUAAAGUUUACUAAAUAUUUUUUCAAAAUCUAACUAAAAUCAAAUCAAAAUAAAAUUAUAGUUUUGCUAUUAUUUAUACUUUUGAUAUUUUUUUAAUUUUUCAAAAUUAAAUUAGACAUAUUAUAUUUUCUGAAUAAAUGAUAUAUCUUUAAAACAUUCAGAAGACUAUUGAAUUAGUGAAUAGAUUAAGAUUAUAUAAACCUAUUAAAUUGUUAUGAUUUGAAGUUAUAAACAUCGAUUACUUUACAUAGGUAGCCGCAGACGGGCAAGCCGGAUGCAGCAAAAGAACAACAAGAAUAAAGUCCAAGAAGAGCUGAUCAUUGACGAUGAAAAAGCACUGGAGUUGGCCGUUCUAUCUCUGGAAGAGGAACAGCGGCAUAUGGACAGUUUAGACGAUUUUAACCAGCAGCCAAUGAUGCUUCCUGUCGACGAGUCAAUGGGUGAAAACGAGUUGAUCUACAGCUGUUCGAUAAACGCAGCCACCGUGGAUCCGUUUAUGUCUUCUGUGGUCGAUUACACAAUAAUUGACAUACCCAACGACCAUCAUCAGCAAAUCGCUACGGACGAAGAGCUAACCAUGCUCAACAACUUGACGUGGGACGAUUCGCAAAUGGAUUUACUCGAUUCAUUGCUAGACUCUUUGUAGAGACGAUAUUGUGGUAUGCGUUGAUUCCUAUUAUGUAACGAAUCCAUUCUAUAACAUUCCGUUUCGAGUGUUUUGAAGUGUCAAAGUGAAACUAGUCUUUUUUUUUUAAAUUUGUAUUAUUACUAUUAUUAUUUAACAUUAAUUACGUAGAACAAUAUCAUUAUGGAGAGGUAAAAAGUUUGAUAGGUAAUUACUGUUUGGAUUUAAAUAAUUUAGUAUUUAUUUAGAUUUGAUUACUUUUAACUGUAGAGGUCUCCAUAAUGUAUCUUAUCUGCAGUUUAGUAUAAACUUUCUGUGGUUCACUGUGUAUAUAUGAAAGAAAAUAACGUAUUUACAGAAAAGUUACUAAGUAAAUUCGAGAAAUUCGGUUAUCUUUUAUUCUUUUAUUUUAAUAUACUCGUAUUAUCUACAUUGUAUUUCUUUAUUUCUCUCUUGUAAAACUUUAUUAAUAUUCCUUGUUUAACGUGUAAACAAUAUAGCGAUUUAAAUGUUGUAUUAAUUUUUUAAAUAAGCACGAAACUAUCUAAUGUUUUACGUACAAAAAAAUAAUUUAAAAAAUAAAUAAAUAUAUGAAAUAACUUAUAACACUAUAUGAGCAUUAAACUAUAAUUAUAUUAAUAUUAUUAUAAACAAAAAGCCUAUAUCAUGUAUAACUACAAUAUAAUACAUAUAAUAAUGGUAUAUUAUAUUCUUAUAUUAAAUAUUGAUGAAAAAAUAAAUGUGCUAUUAAUGUCAACCAAGUAGUUGUACAAUAAUAACCAUUGUAACCACCGUUGUUUAGAACUGAACUUAGUAAUUUUCCUGUUCCUUGGAUAGCUUUAAUCUGUUCGCGAUUUAAUGACGAUCGUUGGGCAUACGUAAGUGCGUCUAUGGCAGACAACGAUAAAUGUGACAGUUGCUCUAUCGACAUGGC
This is a messenger RNA of Cinara cedri, 14189 nucleotides long. Lineage: Eukaryota; Metazoa; Arthropoda; Insecta; Hemiptera; Aphididae. The record is from the annotation of a GenBank genome assembly.